Molecule: messenger RNA, 3604 nt
Organism: Chenopodium quinoa (quinoa)
Lineage: Eukaryota; Viridiplantae; Streptophyta; Magnoliopsida; Caryophyllales; Amaranthaceae
Product: katanin p80 WD40 repeat-containing subunit B1 homolog
Exons: 17
Coding region: 679-3225 (848 amino acids)
Biological process (GO): microtubule severing; microtubule depolymerization
Cellular component (GO): katanin complex
Molecular function (GO): microtubule binding
Source: RefSeq, a predicted model, not a curated record
AUUUAAAAUAGACCAAUAUCCAACAAUAAAAAAUGUAAUUGAAUUAGUAUAAAGCCAAUAUAUAGUCACCUUUUAUUCCCUAGACUCCAAUUUUCUACCAAUUUUUGGCAAGGAAUUUACAUGUCUUAUCCUUGCACAUGCCAAAAUCCAAAUACUAUGACUCUUAUAUCUUUCUCGAUCUUUAGUAAAUAUUCAAGUAGAUUUAAGUUCAAAAAAAAAAAAAAAACCAAAACAGAAAAACAAAUUUUAUACAUGAAAUAAAAAUCUUUGUAAUAUAGUGUAAUAUAUCCCAAAAUGGUAAGAAAUAGACAUAAACUAAAAAAUAUUUAUAAGAAAUACAACCAAAAAAAAAAAAACCUUGAUCACACUAAAAAUACAAUACUCCCAACUUCCACUAAAUCAUAAGCCGUGCAUAGAUAUAAUUAAUCAUUUUGUAUUACCGCGUCUUAUUUCAGUCCUUCCAAAAUCCAAACAAUCCCUUCUUUCUCUCUCCUCCACUUUCUCUCUCUGAAACUUUCUUCUUCACUGCUGUUCAUUCUUCGAAUCCUUCAAAUUAUUCACUAAAUUCUCAAUCCCCCAAAAAACCCAGAAUUAUUCUGCUUUCUAAUCUUGCACACAAAGUACCCUUUUCUUCUCUAACCAAAAAUCUAACUCCUAAAUUCUCAUUUUUGGCUUUUAAUGGCGAAACGUGCUUACAAGCUCCAGGAAUUUGCGGCACACUCAGCAAAUGUGAAUUGUCUUAGGAUUGGGAAGAAAGCAUGUCGCCUUCUUCUGACGGGUGGAGAUGAUCACAAAGUUAACUUGUGGUCAAUUGGCAAACCAACUUCUUUGAUGAGCCUAUGUGGUCAUACCACUCCAGUAGAAAGCUUGUCCUUCGAUUCAACAGAAGUGUUGGUGCUUGGUGGAGCUUCUUCUGGUACAGUGAAGUUAUGGGAUCUAGAAGAGGCAAAGAUGGUUCGAACUCUUACUGGUCAUAGAUCCAAUUGCACUUCUGUUGAAUUCCACCCUUUUGGAGAAUUUUUUGCAUCUGGUUCAGCAGACACCGACCUAAAGAUCUGGGAUAUAAGAAAGAAAGGAUGUAUUCACACAUAUAAGGGCCACAAUCUCGGGAUCAAUGCUAUAAAGUUCACACCUGAUGGUCGAUGGGUUGUUUCUGGUGGAUCCGAUAAUGUUGUAAAGGUCUGGGAUUUGACUGCUGGAAAGUUGUUGCAUGAUUUCAAGUUUCAUGAUGGUUCCAUCACAUCCUUAGACUUCCACCCACUUGAGUUUCUUCUUGCCACAGGUUCAGCGGAUAGAACUGUCAAAUUCUGGGAUUUGGAAACUUUUGAAAUGAUUGGAUCUGCCAGGGCUGAGGCUGCAGGAGUGCUUGCUUUAACCUUUCAUCCUGAUGGGAGGACUCUCUUUUCUGGAUAUGACAAUAACCUGAAGGUUUAUUCAUGGGAGCCUGUAAUCUGUCAUGAUUCUGUUGAUAUGGGAUGGUCGACCCUUGGUGAUCUCUGUAUUCAUGAAGGAAAGGUCAUAGGUUGCUCUUACUAUCGGAACUCCGUUGGUGUUUGGGUGGCUGAUCUCUCACGUGUUCAGCCAUAUGGGAUUGCUGAUUCUGGCGCACCUCAUGAGAGAAACCCUGUUGAGUUUAAGGCUGAUAUGCGAGAAAGUCAGUCUCCCGAAGUAAUGUCAGCUGUUGGGUCCUCUUUCAGCUCUCGUUCCACGUCCCCAGAUAUUGACGCUAAAGAUAUUAAGAAUAUAUAUGUGGACUAUGAGAAGCCAGUCAGUUCUCGCAAAACACGCUUACGUAAUACAUCAAAAGCCAUGUCGUCUGACGUGAAGGAAACCACCAAGUUAUCAUCUAAAAAGCAAAGUACACCUAGUGCCACAUCAGGAAAAUCUAAUGUUCAAGCUGGUGGUAGAUCUUUUGUUACCCCAACCUUUGUUCCUAGAGACAGUUCAGGUGGAAAAAGUUUUUCCAAUUCUAGAAGAGAGUCAAUUACACCUGCAAAGCCUGGUAGUGGGGGGUCAAUUAAGGCUCUGCACGUAAGAAAGUCAUCUAGGAGCAAAUUUGAUGUUGAUGCUGGAGAUCCAAAUUUUCUAGAUAGGCAUGUUCUGGACAUGGGUGCUAGAGACAGCUCUGGUGGAAGAAGUUUUGCCAAUUCUAGAAGAGAGUCAAUGACACCUGCAAAGCCUGGACAGGCUACGCACAUAAAGAAGUCAUCCAGUAGCAAAUAUGAUAUUGAUAAUGCAGAUCCAACUUUUCUUGAUAGGCCCGUACUGGGAGUGGGAGCUAGGGAUUUAUGUGAAGACAGAAAUCCCACUCCUGAAAAUUUUGAAGAGCAGUUUGAAGAAAAUCCAUCUACUCCAAUAGAUAAUAACUUGCAGAGUGUAUCUGGUGAUUCAUUUGACCAUAAAGAGAUACAAAAUAUAAAAGUUGCAGAUGGAGAUGGGAAAUCUUAUCCUGGAAGUUGCGAAUUGCAAACGACUUUUAAUUAUGGGAAACCUAACUCAAGUCUUUGUUCUCAUUUAGCAGUGACAGUUUCUCUUGGAAGGACACGUUCUCUUGUUGAGAAAUUUGAAAAAAGGGGAAAAUAUUGCGGUGGUGAAGAUCAAACGAUCAGUGUAUCCCCUGAGGUCAUUUCUGAUAGGAUGAACAGCUCUGCCAUGCUAAAAGAAGAACCGCAAGUUUCUGGUAGAGAAUCAGCCUCAGAAAGUGAUGCAUAUUUUAUUGAAGAUCUUAUGCAGAAUCAUGAUGCUCUUCUGAAUGGUCUUCGUUCUCGCCUCAAAAAGUUACAGAUGGUGCGGCAUUUGUGGGAACGAAAUGACAUAAAAGGUGCCAUUACAUCAUUGAAGAAGUUACCCGAUCAUUCGGUCCAGGCUGAUGUGAUUAGUGUUUUCAUGGAGAGAAUGGAAAUUGUUACCAUGGACUUGUUCUUUUGUAUGCUACCUAUAUUGGUGGGUCUCCUGGACAGCAAGUUGGAAAGGCAUGCAAAAAUGUCUCUGGAAUUGUUGCUCAAACUUGUUGCCUUUUUGGGACCUACAAUUCGCUCAACCAUCUCAGCACCUCCUUCUGUGGGCGUUGAUCUUCAUCAAGAAGAAAGGAUUGCGUGCUGCAAACAGUGUUUUGUCCAGCUGCAGCAGAUACAAGGCCUUCUUCCUGCACUGUCCAGGAAGAGUGAAUCACUUGCCAGAUCAGCUUUGGAAUUGAAUCUAGUUCUUCAAGAUCACAGCAUAUAAUUCAUGCGAUGACUUUUUUGGAACAGUGAGGAAGGAUUAUGUUUCCUUGUCGCGAUGAGCCAGAGAUUUUGACGAUUCUAAACUCUAAAGUCCUGAUUUUUGCUUUUCUUCCAUCGCCUGUUAAUAUCUCGGGGUGGCCAAUCAUCAAGAAUCAGUGCCAUAAAUAAUCCAUUAGUUGUACCCUUGUAUCAUUCUCAGUCCAUCAAAAGGAUGCGCAAGCUUUUCAUUCAAUGCCAUUCUUUUCUAGAUGGGCGCUGCCCCUGUAGCUCUAGGCGCUAAUCAUUGUCAUGUAACUAUCUGUGCAUCUGAUGUAUGUGUCCUAUACUUCAUAUUCAAUGAAAAAAACGCCCAGGUUAUUCAUGCUGGGCCAUUCUUAAGA